GUGCGACUAAAGCCUGCAAGAGAAUUUCAAUAUUUUCAUUCUACAGAAAGUUUCUGUUUCAAAAGGUUUCUUUUUGUGAUUCUUCUUUGUUUUUAUAUAAUUCAGUUACAGACACAUAGAACAAUUCAAGUGACGCUUAAAACAGUGAAAAUUAUUUAAUAAAUUCAUGAAAAAAUCUCCAAAAAACAGCAUAAAAUGACUCAAUACAAUCAGAAUUCAAUUGUUGGAAUUAUUCCUCAAGUUGAUGAACUUUAUACAGGAACUGUUAAGGACGUUAAUAAGCAUGGGUUGAUUGUGAAAUUAAAUGGAUUUAGUAAGAUGCAUGAAGGGCUUAUCCAUAAUUUAGAAUUGAUGGGGGACUUGAACAAGCUGAUUAUUGGAAAUUUGAUUAAAGUUCGAAUUGUUUCCAUAUCCGAUGAAUUCAUAUCAAUGACAACCAAAAAUGUAGAACAGCCAGUGAACAAAGGACGAGCUGCUCAUAAGUUUGCAACUGACGAUCGUAAACGUAAGAUUCGUGUAGCAAGUCCUGGCCGUAGAGAAGUCUCUCAAUUCACUCAUUCAUAUUCAACUGCAAAGGUUGAUGUCAUCAAAGAUGAACCUCCGUUCCUCAAGAACCUCUCAAACAGCGUCACAUCAUCGAAGAUUCCAAAGCAAAUCAACAUCUUUAGAGACCCAAAUAGUAAUAUGGCUAGAGUUGCCAAGGCAAAAAUGCAAAAUCCUGCAGCCAUUCCGUUCUAUUUCACAGAAUCUGGUUUUGGAAGUUCCUGGCAGAAGCCAGCCGAACUGCAUACUAUUUUUGAGAAACUACGUUUAUCAUCAAGUGUUUCAGCAAGUGCGUCAUCAUCAUCGACUUCAAUUGAUUACAAGAAGCGAAUUAAAAUGUCGAUUCGACAACAACGUGAGUCACUACCGAUUUUCAAAUUCCGAGAAGAGAUUAUCAAAGCUGUGACUGAUAAUCCUGUGUUAAUUGUUAUCGCUGAAACUGGUUCAGGUAAAACAACUCAAAUUCCACAGUUUCUCAUCGAGGCAGGUUUCAUAUUACGAGGCAAAAUCGCAUGUACACAACCACGUCGUUUUGCAGCAAUGAGCGUUGCUACACGUGUUGCUGAUGAAUAUGGAUGCAUCAUUGGACAGGAAGUUGGAUAUAAAAUUAGAUUUGAAGACUGUUCAAAUCCUAAUACAAUCAUCAAAUACAUGACUGAUGGAAUUUUACUUCGUGAAUGCUUGUCGGAUGCAAAUUUAGACUCUUAUUCGGUUAUCAUUUUGGAUGAGGCACAUGAGAGAACCAUGCAUACUGAUGUUCUGUUUGGACUGUUGAAAGAAGCUGUCAAGCGUCGUCCAAAGCUUCGUCUCGUCAUCUCAUCAGCAACAUUGGAUUAUGCCAAAUUCUCUCAGUUCUUCGACAAUGCCAAAGUCCUCCAAAUUCCUGGAUCAAUGUUUCCAGUUGAGACAUUCUAUUAUACUUAUCAGGUCACUACUGAUUAUUUGAAUGCAGCCUUGAACACAGUCUUGAACAUCCAUAUGCGAGAACCAGACGGAGAUAUUUUGUUAUUUUUAACAGGACAAGAAGAAAUUGAGCGUGCAUGUGAAACAUUAGAGGAAUACAUUGAAAAAAAUAGAUCUCGUUUCAAUCUUGAUCUCAUAAUCCUUCCUAUGUUUUCGGCAUUGCCACCUGACAUGCAAAGUGAUGUGUUGCUGCCAGCACCGAAAAAAUGUAGAAAGGUUAUUAUUGCAACUAAUAUUGCAGAAGCGUCUGUGACAAUUGAUGGAAUUAAGUUUGUUGUUGAUUGUGGAUUUGCCAAGCAAAAGAUUAACGACCCAAAGACAGGAAUGGAUAUGCUGACAAUUAUUCCGAUUUCUCAGGCAUCAGCUAAUCAACGUUUAGGUAGAGCUGGAAGAACAGCACCUGGAAAGUGUUAUCGUCUGUAUUCUGAAAAGGCUUACAAUGAAGAGCUGUUGCCUGAGACAAUUCCUGAAAUUCAGCGUGCGAAUUUAUCACAAGUUGUUCUGCAUUUAAAAGCAAUUGGUGUAAAGAAUAUCCUUGAAUUUGACUUUAUGGAUCCACCACAUAAAGAUAAUAUUUUGACGUCACUUAGACAGUUGUUCCUACUUGGUGCUUUAGAUCGCAAUGGUGAUGUUACAGAUCUUGGUCGGAAAAUGACGGAACUUCCAGUUGAACCAAAUUUAGCCAAAAUGCUGUUGGUCUCUGUUGGCUUGAAGUGUACAGAUGAAAUCAUUACAAUUAUUGCAAUGCUAAGUGCUGGAAAUGUUUUUUAUAGACCAAGAAAGAAGCAAACGCUUGCUGAUGAGAAGAAAAAGUCUUUUGAGCAUGCAGUCGGUGAUCAUUUGCGGGCAUUGAAUGUCUACAAGAAAUGGGAAAUCAACCACUAUUCAAGUGAAUGGUGCAAGACUAAUUACUUGAAUGAAAAGAAAUUGUUAGAGGCACAGGAUGUCCGCGAAAAUUUACUGACGAUUAUGGAUAAGUACAAAUAUGAAAUUUAUUCAGCUGGAUUCAAUUAUGAGCGUGUUCAGAUGGCAAUUUGUUCUGGAUUCUUUCAAAAUAUUGCUAGAAGACCUGCAAUUAGUGGACGUAAUAAUAAGGUUUAUAAAACUAUCGAUGAACAGGAAUGCUUCAUUCAUCCAUCAAGUUCGUUAUUCCAUCAACUUCCAUCUUGGAUCGUCUACAACAAUUUGACAGAAACAACUAAGAAGUUUUUGAAUGAAAAUACAGUCAUCAAUCCUUUAUGGUUGCAACAACUUGUUCCUGAUAUGUAUAGAGUGACUGACUUUAAUCCGAAUGCAGAUCUAGAUGAUUUUUUACAUGAUUUAAUCUUUUAAAUAAUCUUUUGCAAUAAAAUUUUAUUUCUUUUUUUUUUAAUUUUCGAUGAGUUCAAUAAAGUUCCUUAUUUUUGCUAUCUCAUCUUAUAUUAAUUAUGUUUGAUUAUAUUGUAAUCGAAAAAGAAUUUAUAUUAAAACUACC
Molecule: messenger RNA, 2980 nt
Organism: Chironomus riparius
Lineage: Eukaryota; Metazoa; Arthropoda; Insecta; Diptera; Chironomidae
Source: the annotation of a GenBank genome assembly